Messenger RNA from Pochonia chlamydosporia 170, 1452 nucleotides. Its product is annotated as alcohol acetyltransferase. Gene Ontology annotation, molecular function: N-acetyltransferase activity. The transcript is spliced from 2 exons. The coding region runs from base 1 to 1452 and encodes 483 amino acids. The record is from RefSeq and is a predicted model, not a curated record. NCBI's taxonomy places the organism in Eukaryota, Fungi, Ascomycota, Sordariomycetes, Hypocreales, Clavicipitaceae.
AUGGCAAAUCUUCAACAACUGAAAAAAUUGCGGCCGUUGGGCAAACUUGAACAAGUAUCCGCUUGUUGCCAUCAUCUAGGCUUCUUCAACAAUGUUGGACUCUCCGCUCAUUACAACUUAUCCGGGCCUUCAUCUCCAGCUGGAUUCAACCUACGUCAUGUCAUCUAUGCCGCAAUAAGGGAUGUGAUACGCAAACACCGGAUUCUCUUUGCAAUUCCAGUCAAUGAAGAUUCGCCGGAUACUUACUUUGCUUCCCUUCCGUUCAUUGAUCUCGACCGAAGCAUCCACUUCGCUAAACGGUCCCAGCCUUUACCUCGGAAUGGAGAAGACAAGGACGAGGAACUCGACACAAUCCUCCAGGAACAGCAUAAUACCAACUUCCGGUCUGACUAUGGGACCUUGCCUUUCUGGCGCCUGAUUAUUUUGCAGACGCCCGAGGUGGAGACAGAGUUUACCGCUUGCUUUGUCUAUCAUCACGCAAUUGGAGACGGCGUUUCCGGUGUUGUUUUCCACGAUGAGUUCCGCAAAGCCCUGGAUGCAGCCUGCUCCACUUCUGCACUGCAAUACAAUAUUGAGGAACGUGUUAUGCCAGAUGAGAACGUUCAAGUUCUUCCACCAGUCGAAGAAUUGCAUCCUCUGCCUGUCAUCCCAACUCCCCCUGCCCCAGGGGCUGCAAACUUGAAGGAGUGGACCGGGAAGUCCAUCCAUACCCCUUGCAGAUCCCGCUGGACGUCGUUGUACGUCUCAGCACAUGCAUCCAGAGCCUUCUUUGCGGAAUGUAAGGCGAAAGGCUUAUCGGUGACACCUGCAUUGUCAUCCAUCAUCGCCUCGGUUCUAUUCCGAACCCUCCCACAAACAGAGGAGGCGCUUACCUGCAUCAUACCCAUUAGUUUACGACCAUGGUUGAGCACACCUCGUGAAGCUGCCAAUGCUGCUAUUGGAACAUACUUCGACGCUACCAGGGUGAAGCUCACUAAGCCGGACCAGAAUACUCAGGACGUUGGUUCCACGGAUAUCUGGCCCGGAGCUAGUCAAGUUUCCAAAGCAAUGAAGGACUACCUUUGCAACGUCUCGCCAUCCGGAGAGCCUUACACUGCAAUCGCAGUUCUCAAAGGCAUUCCAGACUUCUCCGUCAUCUGCGGUGCCAUGCUGGGACAGCCCCGUGACGCAGCUUUUGAAGUGACAAACGUUGGACAAAUUCCUGCCCCGGCAUCACCCCAGGGAGGAGAUGACCAUAUUUGGCAGGUAGGCAAAGUUCUUCUCAGCCGAAGUGCCCUUGUUUCGGGUGCUGCUAUUACCGUUAGUGUUGCUACUGGUGGAAAUGGUUCCAUGGCUAUUGGCUUUAGUUGGCAGGAGGGUGUGCUGGAGAAUGGCAUUCUGGACAAUGUGAUUAAUGGUGUGAAUCAAUACUUUGAGAAGUAUAAGCAGGGGACGGAAGGCAAAGAUGCAUAA